Messenger RNA from Rotaria socialis, 588 nucleotides. Lineage: Eukaryota; Metazoa; Rotifera; Eurotatoria; Philodinida; Philodinidae. The record is from the annotation of a GenBank genome assembly.
AUGGAUGAAAUUUUUACUGAACUGUUGAAAAACAAUAAAGAAAACAUUCGAAAUGAAUUUGAUUAUAUGGUAAUUUACGUAUAUUAUGCCAUUGUUCAUCAUCUUCGUAAAUAUGAGAUAAAAAUGAAUAUCCUUCAACUUGCACGCGGCAAUGUUAAUAUCUAUUCAAUGGAUCAUAAUAUUAAGUCACACACAAUUCAAAUAAAAAUGACAAAAAAGCAAGAUAAAUUUUGUAUGAUGGCUUCCCAUACAAGUGGUCUUGUCGAAAAAAUUGAAUUUGUUCUAGCUAAUUAUAUUGAAAGAUGUAAUCAGAUGUUGAACUUUAAAAAUUUAUCCAUCUUGAACGACACAUUGUAUGAAUUUUUGAAUUCAACAAUCGACAUGUUAGAAACAAAUUUUCCAUCGGCUGCAUCAUCAUCAGAUGAUAAUCAACAAAAUUCAACACCAAAUAUAGCACCACCAUUAAAUACUGCUUUUCAGAUACCAAAUAACUUUCCAUCAUAUGAUUUUUCAAAUGAUAUAUUCUACAAUCCUGGUUCUCGACAAUCAUUUAAUGAUGUAGGCAGUUCAGAAUCAAUGAAUCAAUGA